Molecule: messenger RNA, 2604 nt
Organism: Theobroma cacao (cacao)
Lineage: Eukaryota; Viridiplantae; Streptophyta; Magnoliopsida; Malvales; Malvaceae
Product: UTP--glucose-1-phosphate uridylyltransferase
Biological process (GO): UDP-alpha-D-glucose metabolic process; translation
Cellular component (GO): ribosome
Molecular function (GO): UTP:glucose-1-phosphate uridylyltransferase activity; structural constituent of ribosome
Source: RefSeq, a predicted model, not a curated record
ACCCGACCCGGUGCAAUCCAAAUAUCCAGAAGUCCGCCAUUUCCUGAAAUCGGUAAUCCGCCAUAUGCAAAACCCCAUAAACCCUAAACUCCCAAAUUCUCUGGAAACAAAAAAUGAUUCAUUACUAACUUUUUGAGUAGAUUCGAUUCACCCGUUAAACUUCGAGUCUUCCCGCAAAAUUUUUUCCCUUUCAAAAAAUGACGAUCCAUUCAGUAGUAAUCCAGAAACUCUUAACAACAAAUUCCCACAUCAGCCGACAAACAGUAACCCACCAUUUCAAACAAUUUACCUACGGAAUCCGAAACAAGCAAGCCAUCCUCGAUUCUGACAAGACCCUAAUCUGCCUCCGCAAUGCUCUCAACUUCAUCACGUGCCUCUCACGUGACCCAUCUUCCUCUUUCCUCUUCAUCAACACCAACCCUCUUUUCCAACCCAUAAUCGACGAGAUGACCUUGAAAGUGACAACCUUCAAUCCUGAAAGGGUAAGCAACCUUUGGAAGAUGCGUGGAUUUUUGACCAACAGUUUCAGUCCUAAGAAGUUUCGGUCUAGGAAUAAGAAACUAGUUUUUGGGCCGACUAGGUUGCCUGAUUGUGUUGUGGUUUUUGAUACUGAGAGGAAAAGUUCGAUUUUGUCGGAAGCGGAAAGGUUGGGGAUUCCGAUAGUUGGGUUGGUUGAUUCGAGUACGCCGUUGGAGUUUUAUAAGAAGGUUACUUAUCCAAUACCGGCUAAUGAUUCUGUUCAGUUCGUUUAUUUGGUUUGUAAUAUGAUUACUAAGUGUUUAAUGUUGGAGAAGAAGAAAAAAGAGGGAGAAAAGAGGAUUGGGAGGAAGGCUACAAGUAGGGAAGAAGUUAAGCAAAUUGAAGAGAGCACUGGUGAGAGCAAGGUGGAAAGUGCAAAUGAAGUGCUUGUCAUUCCCUAUGAUAACUUAGCACCUCUUUCUGGGGAUAUUGCAGACAUGAAGCAGCUUUUAGACAAGCUUGUUGUGGUGAAGUUCAAUGGAGCUUUGGGAAAAAAUAUGGGUUUCAAUGGUCCCAAGUCUUUGAUUGAAGUUAAAAAUGGGUCAACAUCUCUGGACUUAACUGUUAACCAAAUUCAGUCGCUAAAUUCCAAGUAUGGAUGCAAUGUUCCUCUGCUUCUGAUAAACUCAAGGACAACACACGAUGAUGUCUUAAAGGUUUUGGAGAAAUAUUCCAGCUCAAAGAUAGAUAUACAUUCUUUUAGACAGGGGGACCAAAUUCAACAGGAGUUAUCUUUCAGUGAGGGCGGUGAGGAUGAAUGGUAUUCUUCUGAUCAUGGUGCUCAAUUCCUUUCCCUCAUGAGUAGUGGAACUCUUGAUGUAUUACUUUCCCAGGGUAAGGAGUAUGCCCUUGUGGUGAACCCUGAUAACGUGGCUGCUGUUGUGGACCCAAAAAUCUUGAACCAUUUGGCCCAAAACAGUGUUGAAUACUGUAUGGAGGUGAUGCCAACCACCUCAGGUGGUUUGAUGAACUUUAUGGCUAGUUCACUCCAAGGAAAGUUUAAGCUUGAAGACUUCACUUCAAAUCCUACUAAACAUUCGGUGAAAAAGUUCAAAUUCAUUGAUACAAGAAACUUGUGGGUAGAUUUGAGAGCCAUUAAAAGGCUUGUAGAUACUAAUGCACUGAAGUUGGGCUACCUUUCUAUGUUAAAGUUAUUUGAAAAAGCAAUUGGCAUUAUGAUUCCUCAAUCUCGUUUUCCUCCAUUAAAUUCCACAUCAGACUUACUUCUUUUCCAGUCGGACCUUUACUCAUUUACCGAAGGCGUUUUAAUUCGAAAUGAUGCUAGGACUACUCCUACUAACCCUUCCAUUGAUUUAGGACCGGAAUUUGAAAAGGUUAGCGAUUUCCAAAGUCGCUUUAAAACCAUUCCUAGCAUUAUUAGGCUGGAUAGCUUGGAGGUGACUGGUGAUGUUUGGUUUGGCGCUGAUAUAACUCUCAAGGGGAGAGUUAGAAUUGCUGCAGACCCUGGAGUGAAAUUGGAAAUUCCUGAUGGAGUCGUGCUUAAGAAUGAGGAGAUCAAAGACCCCAGAGACAUUUAAGGUGGGGAGCAUUUAUACCAUUGUCACUUAAUUCGUUUGACCAUGAGGAACAACACAGAUGCAAUAGAAGAUUUUGCCAAUGCGUAGUAUCAUUUUUUUCCCCCAAAUUUUGUUUUCAAUGAAUGGUCAUUGUUAACGGUAGAAGAAGAUAAUAGUUGGAGCAUUGGGCUGAGUGAAUGCACAUUAUGAUCGGCUUACCAGAAAAUGAUUGCUCUAACUUAUAAACAUCUCUGUUUUUCUUUUCUCGUGCAUUAGGGGAAAGAAAGUAGCAGAGGGUAUGGAAAGACCAAGCUUCAUGUUAUGUAUUUUUCAUGUUUGUAAUGUAUAAUAAGAUAGCUAGAUUCUGCAUUAAACUGAAGAGGAGUCCAACUCUUUCUACGUCAUAAAUACAUUUCAAAAACUCCUUUUGCUUCUUGAGAUGAAGUACAAAUCUGCUUCUGAAGCGCAGUACCUUUUCUCCUCAACGGCAUUGCAUUACCUUGUAAGAAACGUUUUUCAGGUUGAGCCAUUGCCAGAUUUUAAGAUAAUUGCAAUUCAUUCUUUUCAA